This is a messenger RNA of Penicillium daleae, 1152 nucleotides long. Its product is annotated as NIPSNAP family protein. The coding region runs from base 1 to 1152 and encodes 383 amino acids. The record is from RefSeq and is a predicted model, not a curated record. Gene Ontology annotation, cellular component: mitochondrion. Lineage: Eukaryota; Fungi; Ascomycota; Eurotiomycetes; Eurotiales; Aspergillaceae. The transcript has 2 exons.
AUGCUGAGCCCGCGCUUGAUCCGCCCGGCAACCAGCUCCCUGGUGCGGCCGUUCAGCUCCUCUGUCGCGGCCUACCGCGCCCCUUCCAUCAGAGACCUCACAGCCGACUCGGCCGAGGACUUCAAUCGUCGACAGAAAGAGUUUCGCGAGAACCUCGAGGAGGCUCGCAAGAGAAAGGAACUGCAAGAGAGUCAGUCUUUCGCUGCUUCUGCUUCUGCCCCCUCAUCCUCCUCCUCUUCCAUUUCCCGUGAGUCUGCUCCCACUGCUCCGCAUGUGAGCAAUGCGAGCACUUAUGAACGAGUUCGCCCUGCCUAUGAUGCAGCUGAGACUCUUGACCAUACGGCAUUGGGCUCACUUGCGAUGCACCGUUAUCUAGGAGAAGAACAAACCGCGGAGUCUGGAUCGAAACGAGGCCCUUUGUCCUCGCUGAUUUACGGCACCAAGGAAGGUCAACAUUUCGACAAGGACAUCGAGCGCUCUUUCUCGCAGGUGCUUGCUCGCGGCAAGUACGUCCACUCCAUCGUGUUCCAUGAAGUCAAGCCCGACAAGGUCGACGAGUAUGUGGAGCUGGUGGGCCAGUGGUACCCCCGCAUGGCGGGCACCGAGGAAAACCGGGUCAACCUGGUGGGCAGUUGGCGCACGCAAGUGGGCGACAACGACACCUUUGUUCACAUCUGGGAAUACCAGCGGUACGAAGGCUAUCAUGCGUCCCUGCACAACAUUGCCAGUCACCCCGAGUUCCCCGCGUUCGACCGCAAGCUCAAGAGCUUGAUCAAGAGCAAGAAGACUUCCCUGAUGCAAGAGUUCUCGUUCUGGCCUACGACUCCACCCCGCAAGCUGGGUGGCUUGUUUGAGCUUCGAUCGUACACUCUGCACCCAGGUAAUCUUCUGGAAUGGGAGACGCACUGGCGUCGCGGUCUGCACGCCCGUCGCGAGGUUAUGGAAGGAGUGGGCGCCUGGUUCGUGCAGAUUGGCGACUUGAACACAGUCCACCACCUGUGGCAGUUUGCAAACCUGGAAGAGCGCAAGAUUCGCCGGGAGCAGUCAUGGGGAGUGGAAGGGUGGGCCGAGACGGUGCACAAGACGGUUCCUCUCAUUCAAAGCAUGCAGAGUCGAAUCCUAGUUCCAAUGCCCUGGAGCCCCGUUGGUUAA